Molecule: messenger RNA, 2784 nt
Organism: Nannospalax galili (Upper Galilee mountains blind mole rat)
Lineage: Eukaryota; Metazoa; Chordata; Mammalia; Rodentia; Spalacidae
Gene: Slc29a2
Product: solute carrier family 29 member 2
Exons: 12
Coding region: 479-1849 (456 amino acids)
Biological process (GO): guanine transport; thymine transport; adenine transport
Cellular component (GO): basolateral plasma membrane; plasma membrane
Molecular function (GO): nucleoside transmembrane transporter activity
Source: RefSeq, a predicted model, not a curated record
CUGUUGCAACCCAAAGGCUGUGACUUGUCCUCCGUGGUCUCACUCUUACACAGCCAGGACCGCUGGGGUGCUGGGGUGCUGGGGUGGGGCUCUCUUUCCCUCCUGCAAAGAUCCAGGACAGAUACCCCUGGAGAGGGUUGGGGGGCCUGAGUGAGACCUUCCGGGGCAGCCGCCGUGCACCGAGUCUGGAGACCCUAAGGCACCGCCCAGUGUGCACCGAGUCUGUAGAGCCCGCGCUGCGGGGGAGGGGUGCUGCGGUCUUUUGUCCCCGCCCCAGGGGCGGAGCCGAGGUCCCAUCCUGCAAAGCCUGGGACCCGCCGAACCCCAGUCUGGACCAUCUCUCUGCCUCGGGCGCUCGGACCCCGGGAUUUGAGCUGCAAAGAGCCCAGGAGCGGUCCUCGGGUCUCUGGGUCUGCGCACAGUAGCAGCUGCAGCCUCCCCGCCCCACUACCGGCCUGGCGCGUUCGCUACGGCAGCCAUGGCGCGUGGAAACGCCCCGCGGGAUAGCUACCACCUGGUCGGGAUCAGCUUCUUCAUCCUGGGCCUGGGCACCCUCCUUCCCUGGAACUUCUUCAUCACCGCCAUCCCGUACUUCCAGGGGCGGCUGGCUGGGGCCAACAGCACAGCGGAGACGCUGAGCACCAACUACACAGGCCCCACAGACACGUUCAACUUCAACAACUGGGUGACGCUGCUGUCCCAGCUGCCUCUGCUGCUCUUUACCCUCCUCAACUCCUUCCUGUAUCAGUGCAUCCCCGAGGCCGUACGCAUUCUGGGCAGCCUGCUGGCCAUAUUGCUGCUCUUUGCCCUGACAGCAGCAUUGGUGAAGGUGGAUGUGAGCCCUUGGCUGUUCUUUUCCAUCACCAUGGCAUCUGUCUGGUUCAUCAACUCCUUCUGUGCAGUGCUACAGGGCAGCCUCUUCGGACAGCUGGGUACCAUGCCUUCCACUUACAGCACCCUCUUCCUCAGUGGCCAGGGCCUGGCUGGGAUCUUCGCUGCCCUUGCUAUGCUCAUGUCCAUGGCCAGUGGCGUGGAUGCCCAGACCUCUGCCCUGGGCUACUUCAUCACCCCUUGUGUGGGCAUCCUCCUGUCUAUUGUGUGUUACCUGAGCCUGCCCCACCUGGAGUUUGCCCGCUACUACCUGACCAAGAACCCGUCGCGGGCCCCAGCUCAGGAGCUGGAGACCAAAGCCGAGCUCCUCCAGGCUGAUGAGAAGAAUGGGAUUCCCGUCAGCCCCCCAAAAGCAGUCUCAAUUCUGAAUCUUGACCUUGAGAAGGAGCCAGAGCUAGAAGUGGAUGAGCCGCUGAAGCCAGAAAAACCUUCAGUCUUUGUUGUUUUCCAGAAGAUCUGGCUGACGGCGCUGUGCCUUGUGUUGGUCUUCACAGUCACCCUGUCAGUCUUUCCCGCCAUCACAGCCAUGGUGACCAGCUCCACCAGUCCUGGAAAGUGGAGUCAGUUCUUCAACCCUAUCUGCUGCUUCCUGCUCUUCAACAUCAUGGAUUGGCUGGGCCGGAGUCUGACCUCCUACUUCCUCUGGCCAGACGAGGACAGCCGGCUACUGCCCCUGCUGGUGUGCCUGCGCUUUCUGUUUGUGCCUCUCUUCAUGCUGUGCCACGUGCCCAAGCGUGCUCGGCUGCCCAUCCUCUUCCGGCAGGACGCUUACUUCAUCACCUUCAUGCUGCUCUUCGCCAUUUCCAACGGCUACUUGGUGUCGCUCACCAUGUGUCUGGCACCAAGGCAGGUGCUGCCACAUGAGAGGGAGGUGGCCGGAGCCCUCAUGACCUUUUUCCUGGCCCUGGGCCUCUCCUGCGGAGCCUCCCUCUCCUUCCUCUUCAAGGCUCUACUUUGAAGACACCCAUCAGGCUCCGCACAGCCCUCCUCUUGGCACUGCUUCUGGAGUUGGGACCCAGCCCAGAGGAAUGACAAGCUGGGCUCUGACCUCUGCUACCCUGGGCCUCUUGAUCUGUGAGUGCCAGGAAGGGGCAGGAACCAUCCUCCAUCCUUGGCUGGCGGCCACUCAGGAUAUGGUGAGGAAGGACCAGCGGUUAUUCUACCACUCAUCCAGGACUGGAGCAGGACACAAAGGAAUGGACUUCACUGAGACAUACAAAGGAGCAUAGCAGAAAGCAACAGUCUGGGGAAAAGAGUGUGCGGGGUCAGGGCCCUUUCCUGACACCAGGACUGUGUAUGUUCAUCAAGCCACCAGCUGACCCCAGGAGGCAAAGCCACCUGCAGGCCUUGAGGAGGAUUCUUUCAUGGCUUCUACCUCGGUUCACCCCAAAACAACAGCUCCUCCUCCUCUUCCCUGGAGGCCCCAGUCAGGACAGAGGGUACCGGGAAAAUUGAGGGGAGGGGAACAGGUGUUAAAAUCUAAGAAAAUUCAAACGACUGACCUCUGAGCCUCAAACAGUGUUUUCAUGGCCAACACUCGCUAAAAGCAACUUGGGCCUGUCUAACAGAAAAGCACUUAGCCUACAUGUGUGAACUGCAGUUUGCAGAGUUUCUUCCAUACCUACUCUCAUGGAAGCCUCAAUGAGGCCUUUCGGAUGAACUGGACAGGGAUUGUGCUUCCCUGUGGUGGGAAGUGACUGGUCCAUGGUAGAGCCAGGAUGCAGCCUCCAUCUCCCUCCUUAAAAGUGCUGAUCCUCCUGCCCAUUCCCUGCUUCUCUUUUCCUUGAGGGUCUCAGGGCAGGAGUCCUAAGCACUUACCACCAUCUUUCCACUUUGUUCCUCCCUCUGACCCUGCUCCUGAGUUUAAUAAAGUCUGUUCAUUUGUAUGAUGAA